AUGGAGUCUACUGCAACAGACCUCUUCGUUGGUAAAUUUAUAGCCAUUCUAGAGAGUGAAGCAGCCUCCAUAGCGGGUGUUCGUGAUCAAGUUGAUGAGAUUAAGCAGGAGCUGGUAUUCAUGAAAUCCUUCUUAGCGGAUGCUGACGAGGGCAACAAAGCAGAUACACAAGUAGAGGAAGCGUGGAUCGGAAGCGUUCGAGACUUGGCCAGUGACGUUGAAAACAUCAUUGAUGAAUUCAUGUAUCACAUAUACGUGCAGCGUAGAGGCAGUCAAUUUGCAAGGUGGCUCCGCAAAACCAUUCACUUCUCCAAGAACCUUUGGUAUAAGCGUCAAAUAGCCAAAAAGUUACAAAAAAUUGCUGUAACGAUUAGAGCUAUUCAUGAGAGAAAUCAGAGAUAUGGUGGCGCUGCAGCUGUAGAAGGAAAAAGUACUUCUGAGGAUAUUCGCAGAUGGGUACAGAACCAAGCGGAGUCUUCUCUUUACCAAAAGGAGGAUGAACUCGUCGGGAUUGAAGGCGAUAAGAACAUGUUAAUGGGAUGGCUGAUGAACAAAGAGCAACACCAAAUUGUUGUGUCCGUGGUUGGGAUGGGUGGAUCCGGGAAGACAACUCUAGUUGCAAGGACUUUCACCAACCAUGUUGUGAAGAGCCAUUUCGAGUGUUAUGCGUGGAUUACUGUUUCCCAAUCUUAUGUGAUUGAAGACUUACUUAUAAGAUUGAUGAAAGAAUUCCACAAAGCAAGGAAGGAAGAGGUCCCUGCGAACAUGAAUUCCAUGAGCCGUCAUGAAUUGCUAGAGAUUUUGGUGAACUACUUGGAGACUAAAAGGUACCUAGUUGUAUUGGAUGACGUGUGGGAUAUCCAUCUCUGGGAGAAAAUAAGGUUUUCAUUUCCAGAUACACAACUUGGAAGUCGAAUCAUGAUUACAACUAGAAGAGAAGACAUAGCAUCCUCUUCUUUUCGAGUUGAAAGCCAUGUUCACAAGAUUCAACCGCUGGAAAGGAGUGAUGCUUGGGUGCUCUUCAGCAUGAAAGCAUUCUCAAGUUACCCUAACAAAUCUUGUUCACCUGAACUUCUGCCAUUAGCUCAGGGACUGGUGGAAAAGUGUGGAGGCCUACCUCUUGCAAUCGUAGCCUGA
Prunus armeniaca (apricot) is the source of this 1137-nucleotide messenger RNA. NCBI's taxonomy places the organism in Eukaryota, Viridiplantae, Streptophyta, Magnoliopsida, Rosales, Rosaceae. The record is from the annotation of a GenBank genome assembly.